Phacochoerus africanus (Common warthog) is the source of this 962-nucleotide messenger RNA. RefSeq names its product ribonuclease A family member 1, pancreatic (gene RNASE1). The transcript has 2 exons. The record is from RefSeq and is a predicted model, not a curated record. Lineage: Eukaryota; Metazoa; Chordata; Mammalia; Artiodactyla; Suidae. Bases 189 to 644 code for a protein of 151 amino acids. Gene Ontology annotation, molecular function: nucleic acid binding; RNA nuclease activity.
UCCUCAAAAUGUCCUUGUUUUCCUGUGGGCUGAGAACACGAUGCUCCUCCCACCCUUCUCUUUUCAGAAGCCAAGCCCCUUUUUAAUCUGUAUAAAGUCGACAGUCUUGGGAUCUAGUGAUUGAAGAAACUGCCUUCUCUCUGAGACCAAGCCAGAGACCCAGGGUCCUUCAGGGCAGUAAGGCCACCAUGGCUCAGAAGUCCCUGGUCCUGUUUUUGUGGCUGGCCCUGGUGCUGCUGGUGCUGGGGUGGGUCCAGCCUUCCCUGGGCAAGGAAUCGCCAGCCAAGAAGUUCCAGCGGCAGCACAUGGACCCUGACAGCUCCUCCAGCAACAGCUCCAACUACUGCAACCUAAUGAUGAGUCGCCGGAACAUGACACAAGGACGGUGCAAGCCAGUGAACACCUUUGUGCACGAGUCCCUGGCAGAUGUCCAGGCCGUCUGCUCCCAGAUCAAUGUCAACUGCAAGAAUGGGCAGACCAACUGCUACCAGAGCAACUCCACCAUGCACAUCACAGAGUGCCGCCAGACGGGCAGCUCCAAGUACCCCAACUGUGCAUACAAGGCCAGCCAGCAGGAGAAACACAUCAUCGUGGCCUGUGAGGGGAACCCACCCGUGCCAGUCCAUUUCGAUGCUUCUGUGUAGGUCUCCACCAGAGAGAUGCCCCACCUCAUCACCAAGGCAUCUGCCUCUGCCCUCUGCUUCUUUGCCCUGGGGGGAAAUAACUUAAGGUAGCCAUGGCUCUUAUUCAUCCUCCACCUCCCACCCCUCACACAAACACAUGCUUCCUUGGCUUGAGGGCAAUAACUCAAGUUACUUAGGGCUCUUAUCCAACAAGAGCAUGCGCCAAUGGCUUGAGGCUUGCUCUUACUUGGUUUGGAGGGUGAGGAGUAGGUUGUGAGGUGGGCCCAUGUUAACCCCUUCACUGCUUCUUUCAAUAAAACAUAUUUGCAACUAUCUGAA